AUGCGCAUUCUCUCUCUUACGUCCUUUCUCUCGCGCACUCUCACGCACAUUCUCUCUCUCAAACGCCCUCUCACGCGCACCCUCACACGCUCCCUCACACGCUCUCACACGCGCUCUCUCACGCGCUCUCACACGCGUUCUCUCACCCGCUCUCUCAUGCGCACUCUCACGCGCUCUCUCACGCUCCCUCACGCGCUCCCUCGCGCACUCUCAGGCACACUCUCACGCACUCCCUCUCGCGCUCUCUCUCGCGCACUCUCACCACAUUCUCUCUCUCGCGGACUAUCACACGCAUUCUCUCUCUCGCGCUCUCACGCGCACUUACACAAGCUCCCUCACGCGCUCUCUCAUGCUCACUCUCACGCGCACUUUCACGCACUCUCUCAUGUGCUCUCUCACGCGCUCUCACGCGCGUGCUCUCUUGCGCUCUCACGCGCUCUCUUGCGCUCUCUCACGCGCUCUCUCUCACGCGCUCUCUCACGCGCUCUCUCACGCGCUCUCUCACGCGCUCUCUCAUGCGCUCUCUCACGCGCUCUCUCACGCGCUCUAUCAAGGCGCACUCUUAGGGGCACUCUCAGGCGCUCUCUUUCGCGCUCUUUUUCCCGCACGCACACGCGCAUUCUCUCUCUUACCUCCUUUCUCUCGUGCACUCUCACACACAUUCUCUCUCUCAAACGCUCUCUCACGCGCAUUCUCUCUCUUACGCACUCCCUCUCGCGCUCUCUCUCGCGCACUCUCACCACAUUCCCUCUCUCGCGGACUAUCACACGCAUUCUCUCUCUCGCGCUCUCACGCGCACUCACACACACUCCCUCACGCGCUCUCUCAUGCUCACUCUCACGCGCACUUUCACGCACUCUCUCAUGUGCUCUCUCACGCGCUCUCUCACGCGCUCUCAUGCGCCCUGUCGUGCUCUCUCACGCACUCUCUCAAGGCGCACUCUCAGGCACACUCUCACGCACUCUCUCUCUCUCGCGCUCUCUCUCUCGCAUUCUCACCGCGUUCUCUCCCUCUCACGCGCUCUCUCACGCGCACCCUCACGCGCUCUCUCACGCGCUCUCUCACGCGCUCUCUCACGCGCUCUCUCACGCACUCUCAUAUGCGCACACGCUCUCCCUCGCACUCCAUCUCUUUCUUCUUCAAAUGAAAACGCCGGGGAGGGAAGGAGAGGCGACGCCGGGGAGUGGGGAGAGGCGACCGCGGGGAGGAGCGAGAGGCGACGGCGGGGAGGAGGGAGAGGCGACCGUGGGGAGGAGGGAAAGGCGACGGCGGGGAGGAGGAGAGGCGACGGCGGGGAAGGAGGAGAUGCGAGGGCGGGGAGGAGGAGAGGCGACGGCGGGGAGGAGGAGAGGCGAUGGCGGGAAGGAGGGAGGCGACGGCGGGGAGGAGGGAGAGGCGACGGUGGGGGGAGAUGCGACGAUGGGGAGGAGAAUAGGCGACGGCGGGGAGGAGGGAGGCGACGGCGAGGAGGAGGGAGGCGACGGCGGGGAGGUAAGGGAGAGGAGAUGGCGGGGUGGAUGGGACGGAGUGAUUGUGAGGUGGGUUGGAGAGGUGUCAGCGGGUAGUGAGGGAGAGGAUACGGCUGGAUGGAGCGAGAGCGACGGCUAG
This is a messenger RNA of Closterium sp. NIES-65, 1608 nucleotides long. NCBI's taxonomy places the organism in Eukaryota, Viridiplantae, Streptophyta, Zygnematophyceae, Desmidiales, Closteriaceae. The record is from the annotation of a GenBank genome assembly.